Styela clava is the source of this 1587-nucleotide messenger RNA. RefSeq lists its product as uncharacterized. Lineage: Eukaryota; Metazoa; Chordata; Ascidiacea; Stolidobranchia; Styelidae. The record is from RefSeq and is a predicted model, not a curated record. Gene Ontology annotation, biological process: biosynthetic process. Gene Ontology annotation, molecular function: pyridoxal phosphate binding; L-2-aminoadipate:2-oxoglutarate transaminase activity.
UUUUUCGAAUAAAAAAGAAAUAGUAAAAAAAAACGAAAUUUAACAGUUGGAUAAGAAGUAUCCGAAGAAAUCUCUGUUUUUUACAAUAAGAUAUUAAGCAUCUUGUGGUCUAGUUUCUGAACUGUAUGCGAUAUAAAAAUGCCAAAGUUCUACACUGAAUUUGAUGAGGGUUUGGGGAUUGACGUCCGGGACAGAGUUUGCCUGCAGAUUGGAUCGCCUGGUCCACAUUGUCUGCGUGAAGUAGCUAAAAUUAUGAAGGAAGCUACAGUGGAACAUUUCAGCGAUUCGAAUCCAAGAAAUGAGGAGAUUCUGCAAUAUGGAUGUUGUGGCGGAAAUUACGAUUUGAAAGAAGAAUUAGUGAAAUUUUUGUCGAGUAACUAUCGCAAUCCUGUUGAAAUUGAAGAUAUUUUCAUGCACAACGGUGUUAGUCAAGGACUUGCCAAUAUUUUGUACCAUUAUUUUCAACGAGGAGAAACAUUGUUUGUGGAAGAUCCGACUUACUGGAACUUACUAACAGACUUCAAUACGGGCAACUCCUCGUUUAAGAUGAAUGCGGUUGGCGUGGGUCUGGAUGAAAAUGGAAUUAAACUAACGGAACUCGAAGAACAUUUGAAAAAACUCGAAGCCCCCGAAAUUUCUGAAAGAUACCCGUACAAGGCUGCUUUAUACAUUAUACCAGUUCAUCAAAAUCCAUCGGGAACUAUUCUGUCUCAAGACAGGUGCGCGAAAUUGAUCAAGUUGGCCCGAAAAUAUGAUUUAUUGGUGAUAACGGAUGAUGUUUAUAGUGUAAUGACAUAUUCUGCACCCGACUCAGAUGAUCCGACGAAGGCAAAACCACCAAAUAGACUUUUCUGGCAUGACAAAAAAUCUGAUCCAGAUUAUAAAGGUAACGUCGUAUCAGCAUCAUCUUUCUCAAAGUUAGUCGCACCUGGAUUGCGUCUUGGAUGGUUUGAAAUGUCAAAGAAAAUGUAUCAAACGUUUGCGACAUUCUUUGUCACAGACAGUGGUAGCGGAUGGAAUCCAUAUACGAGUGGUAUCCUUGCACAGGCAUUUAAGUUAGGCCUUAUUCAAGAACAUGUCAAAAAAAUCAGACGAGAAUAUUGGAGGCUUUUCAAUCGGGUUCAUGACUUGGUGAAUGAUCGACUGAAAAGGUACGGCGUGUAUUGUAAUCUGCCCAAAGGUGGUCUUUUCAUGUGGAUUACUCUUCCACAAGGUUUUUCGACUACAAAGUUGUUAGAAAAUUGCGUCGAGGAACUUACCUUCAUUCCAGGAAAAAGAUGCUCAGUGUCAGGUAACCAUGAUAACUGUCUACGGCUUGCAGUUGCAUUUUACGAAGAGGGUGUUCUGUUUCCAGCAGUGUCGAAGUUGUGUGAUUAUAUAGAAAAGCUUGUGACAACAAAAGACUAAAUUCAUCAAUGCGGUGAAUGUUGAAUCUCUCCUAGCACGAGUUUUGAAUAGUUCAACUUGCCUGUUUAAUUGGUAUUUUGAAAAUUGACAUUUUUGAGCGAAAGAAUGAAGUUUCGUGAUUUCGAAUCUCAUGUAGGAAAUGGUAGUAUAAUAUAUCCAAUAAAAUUUGCUAAAUUCUGA